Sphaerodactylus townsendi is the source of this 1141-nucleotide messenger RNA. It is a transcript of the gene COMMD8, whose product is annotated as COMM domain containing 8. The record is from RefSeq and is a predicted model, not a curated record. The transcript has 5 exons. Lineage: Eukaryota; Metazoa; Chordata; Lepidosauria; Squamata; Sphaerodactylidae. The coding region runs from base 172 to 699 and encodes 175 amino acids.
UCGCGCAUGCGUUCUGUUUCCUCCUCGCUGCUGUAGGGGCGGCAAAGGCGGAAGUGGUCUUCUCUCGCUUUUCGGGCUGGAGAUGGAUAAAGCCACGUGUCUAUCUUCCACGCCUUCCGCCUCAUAGGGGGAUUGACGGCCUGCCAGUGGUGGAGAAGGGGAGCAGGAAGCAUGGAGCAGUUGGGAAAGUUACCGGCUGAGGAGACGUUGAAGUUCCUCCAUAAAGUAGUUGAUGGCGUCUGUGGCCGUGCAUAUCCUCGCUAUCAAGACUAUAACACUGUUUGGGAUUUGACAGAAUGGAUGGACGUUUUAGAACAAGUUGCCACAUAUUUUAAAUCCAUAGUUGGCAAAGAUCUCUCCGAUGAAGAGGCUCUUCAGCAGCUGAGUGAGCUGAGUUUUGAUUCUCAAAGAGCUGUAGUGACUUGCUUGAAAGGUAGAAAGCCCGAUAUCAGGGAUGCCCUGAUUCAGAGAACGAAUGCCAUCUCUUCUGCACAUCUGCAGGAUUUUGACUGGCAGCUAAAGCUUGCCCUGUCUAGCGAUAAGCUCUCCUUGCUGCAAAUACCGCUUCUGAAUCUUGAUCUGGAUGUGUCAGAGAGUGGAGACACGAAGCAGUACUCUGUAGAAAUGAACAAGGAAGAGCUACAAAACCUGCUCAGUGCACUGGAAGCUGCUAAUAAAGUUGUCCUGCAGUUGAAAUGAUUGGAACUGUCUGGAUGCUUUUCAGUGAUGAAGAAAUCAGCCUGCAUUCCACAGAGUUCAAGGCUUGGUGCUUUUUGAAGUCUACACAUAAAAGUGAUGGGAGGCCAAGAGCUCUAUUAAACUCUUGCCGAGAGUCUCACUCCUGAUCUUCACUGAACCACAGUAAACGAAAAGUGCAUUAGAGCUAAUUUAUGGCCGCUGAAACCCACCUUUGAGACUGUGCUGUAGCAUCUGCAAGAAGUCUCCAGUACCAAGUUUAAAAGCUAAUUGGAGACCCUGGACAUAUAUUGACCACGUUGCUGCCUGCUGGUGGCGCAAGAAGACAAAAGUUAAAUGUGAACAGCCCUUGUCUGUUUUGCCCAACGUGUAUAUGUGUAAAUUAUGGAUCAGGGCUGCAAGACAGUUUUCAUAGAAAAAAGCCAAUAAACUGCACCGGAAAUGA